CGGCCCAAGUCGCCGGCUGGCAGUCGAGGAGGACUGGGAUCGCUCUUCGGUUGGAACACAGCCGCCAAGUCGAAUGAGUCCUCGCCGACGACCACAUUCUCUGAACGCUCCACAUCACCCUCACCGGGACUGAUUAAGCCUCCUUCUCUUGAGGGUGCUGGACGAGCACGGCUCACACCACCCGGACUGGAUGUGCAAAAGGCGAAUGUGGCAGGGACAUAUUUCCACAACCCGCAGACACCGCUCUUGCUCGGCGACGGCCCGAAUAAUGUUCACGUCCGUGAGCUCGAGCGGGAGCUUUCGCAUGUCAGCUCGGAAUUGGCCGAGUCAAUACGGAGGGAAAUGGAGUUGGAGGAUGAGCUGGAUCGAAUGAGGAUGGAGUUUCCCACUUCUGAGAGUCAAAGGAGGAGUAGUGACUACUUUUCGGAUAGUGGUGCGAGCUCGGGAAGGUAUCCCAUCUCGGACUUUGAUGCGAAGUUGGAGCAGGUUGAGAGACAGUUGCGGAAAGUGGAGCAGGAGAAGGCGAAUCUCAAAGUCGAGACCGCGAGUCGAUUACAGACUGAACUGAGUCGACGGAGGGAUUUGGAAGAGCUUGUACGUGAUUUGGAGGAUCAGUUGGAGAAGCGGGAUGAAAAGGAGGACAGGACACCAGGUGACAAAGUGGAGGAACUGAUGGUUCACUUGGAAGAAGCGAGAAGGCGCCUCAGUCAAGAGAAGAUGACCAAGGAGAACUUUGAGGAUCUCUACAGCGCGACCAGGGAAGAGCUGGAAAGAUUGCGGAAUGAGGCUGACAAUCUGCGGGACGAAGUGGUGCCGCAGUUGAAGGCGAGAGUGGAAGGCUUGGAGGGACAAGCUGGAGAUACCCAGGGACUGAUCUACGAGAACACGCGCUUGCAACAGGAACUCGCAGCGUUACGAGAGGCGCACAGCAAUCACUCCCGAUUCAGCAGCAUCCACGAGGAAGGCGUUGCAUCCGCGAUUGGCCGUCGCAUGAGUCUGCACAGAAGCGGUAUGCCCACAAGAAGCUCCAGCCUCAGGAGAGCCGACUCAGUCAAGGGCCGAGACAGCGAUCGCGACCGAUCACCCUCCGUCCCUCCCAUCCCCGAGGCAGUCAAGGAAGUCGAAGAACAGCGCGACGCCCUCCACAAAGCCCUCAAACUCCUGAUCCGCCGGCAUGAGAAACAAAACCGCGACCACGAACGCGCCAUCACCAAACUCACUGUCGCGAAAAACCGCGCGGAACAAAUCUCCCCGAAGCGAACCGCGUACACCAGAGAGGUUGCGUUCUUGAAGGAAGAAGUCACGACCCUCCGCAAACGCACGGAAGACGCUUUGGAACAGAAAUGGCAGUACGAAAAGUCCCUCUCCGGCUUGAAAAUGGACCUCGAUCGUGCGGAACAGGAAACCCGCGGUCUCCGCACCAUCCUUCAGGAAAGCGACCAGUCUUCCCCGACUUCGACCCUCUCCGCUGAAGACGAACAGCUCAAACUCAGCAUCACCCGCGCGGAAACGGAACGCGACCACGCCCGUGCCGUGGCGGCCGAGUAUCGCCAACGCGCGGUCGCCAACACUACCGAACCAGGCUCCGGAUCCUCAGACGACCUCCUCGCGGCCGCUACCCGUAUGGACGAAUUGGCGGAACAAUUAGAAGCACAAGUCCAGUCGCACACGCAAUUACGAAGUCGCCUGACAGCGGCUGUGGUUAAAGGAGAAGAAGAACAAAGGGAAAGCACGCGCCGAAUCGAAGAGAUGCAAAAACGCCUCAAGGGAAUGGAAGACUCCGUCCUCGCCGCGCAGCAACAUUCCGAAACCACACUCGCGUGCCACGACGCUGAAGUCCGUCGAAUCGAAGACGCUUCCUCCCCUUCCCUCGCCCGGUUAGCCGUCCCUUCAUCCCCUGCGGUGGGGGCACGAUCUCCGAGUCCCAUGCUAGGUGGAAGGAGCCCGCGGCUGGGGGGAAAGAUGGAAACGACGAGUUUACUGGAGAUGAGUCGGACGGUGAUGUUGGAGAGGAAGGUGAGGGAGUUGGAGGGGUUGUUGAGGGAGGCGGAGGAGGAUGUUAAGGUUGUGGUUAUGAGGGUUACGAGGAGUCAGUUGGAGGUUGCGGAAUUGCAGUUGGAGAGG
Zymoseptoria tritici IPO323 is the source of this 2124-nucleotide messenger RNA. RefSeq lists its product as uncharacterized. The annotation marks the transcript as partial. Lineage: Eukaryota; Fungi; Ascomycota; Dothideomycetes; Mycosphaerellales; Mycosphaerellaceae. The transcript has a single exon. The record is from RefSeq and is a predicted model, not a curated record.